This is a messenger RNA of Leptopilina heterotoma, 2483 nucleotides long. It is a transcript of the gene spidey, whose product is annotated as very-long-chain 3-oxoacyl-CoA reductase. Gene Ontology annotation, molecular function: oxidoreductase activity. The coding region runs from base 285 to 1265 and encodes 326 amino acids. Lineage: Eukaryota; Metazoa; Arthropoda; Insecta; Hymenoptera; Figitidae. Gene Ontology annotation, cellular component: endoplasmic reticulum. The transcript is spliced from 4 exons. The record is from RefSeq and is a predicted model, not a curated record.
UGCAAGACGAGAUUCCCAAGCAUCGACCGCGGGCUUUUGACCGUCUCGUGAUAUCACGACCUCCCGACGGCCCCUCGUGUGUUCACAAAAUAUCUCAUAUUUAUUUUUUUUUCAUAUUAUUAUCAUUACUCCUUCAAAUCAGUUCUUUUUUCAUGUGUUUAGAAACAUUAAAAAAAAAAGAAACGAAAUGAUUUAUUUUACUUGUUUUGCAAAUAAACAAAUGAUUACAUUGAACAAUUUUUGAAUUUUCGUUUACAACGAAUGUCAGUGACAGUGAUCACAGAAUGGCUCUGUCUUGUUGGGAGAAAAUUACAAUUGUUGUGGUGGCCGCAGUGGGUCUACGAAUAUUAAUAAGGGCAAGUGUAUUGGCAUGGAAGAAAUUAAUUGCCCCGGGUCUUGGAUUGGGUAUUGAUGUGGCAACACAGGGCAAAUGGGCAUUAGUCACUGGGGCGACUGACGGCCUUGGGAAAGCUUACGCAAAAGCUCUGGCCAACAAGGGACUCGACAUUAUUCUCGUGUCGAGGUCCAUUGACCGAUUGAAGGAAGCUGCAUCGGAAAUUAAACAGGCCUACGGGGUCGAAACGCGGGUCAUUGAGGCCGAUUUAACCGAGGGUCAGGCUGUCUACAAUAAAAUUGGCAAAGCCAUUGAGGAUCUAGAGGUGGGAGUACUGGUGAACAAUGCCGGUAGGAGUUACGAGCAUCCAGAGUUGUUUACUCAUGUUAGUGAGGAGACUUUGGCGAAAAUAUUGCAAUUGAAUGUGGCCGGUGUCACGGGGGUUGCAAGGGCAGUUCUUCCUGGAAUGAUGGAGAGGAGAAGUGGUGUUGUCAUCAAUAUUAGUUCAACGGCGGCUGCAAUUCCCAGUCCAUAUUUAGCGGUCUAUGCGGCCAGCAAGGCUUAUGUUGAUAAAUUGAGUGCAGAUCUUGCUGCGGAAGCUGCUCCCAGAGGGGUGACAGUGCAGUGCGUCUUGCCCGGACCAGUGGCCACCAAAAUGUCAAAAAUCAAGAGAGCAACGUGGAUGGCACCAACACCGGAGAAAUUUGUCGAAUCACAAUUAAAAACAAUUGGAAUUGAAUCGAGAACAACGGGCUAUCCUCCACAUUGUUUAAUUGUGGGAUUCAUCAGGGCAUUGCAAUGUAUUUGCGAAAAGGGUGCUGUGUGGUUGGUUGUGAGAACAAUGCUCAAUAUUCGCGGUAGGGCACUCAGAAAGAAGACCAAGGAUCAAGAGGAAGUGAGUGACGUACCCGAACGAGCUAGUGCAUCAUAAUUAUAAUAUCCUUAGUGAAAAAAAAAUCUAUAUAUUCAAAAUUGCCAUAUUUUUUAGUUUAUAAAAUAAUAAUAUAUUAUUUUCCUAGAAAGACUGCAAUCUACAUGUGUAUUUUUCAUCAAAAUUUAACACAAAAUAUUUAUAAAAAAAAAAUAGAGGAUCAUGAAAUUUUGGCCUAUAGAUUCAAAAAGAAACUAAUUAAGAAUAAAUAAUUUGCAUCACUCGAAAAAUCUUUAAAAAUUAAAAAUUAAAUUCUCUUUGUUACUCAUUUCUUACAGGUAUUUGAAUCAUAUUAUGAUGUCACAGUUUUAAAACCGUGACGUCGGUUCAAAUAUUUCAAUUACACUGAAUACUUUUCUAAUAUUUGGAAUAAAUUUUUUUUUCUAACUCUAAAACUAAUUCACACAACAAAUGAAAUAUAGAAAUUUUAAAUAUUCAAAAUAAGAUAGUUUGCGAUAUAUGUAUUCUGAAUAAAUUUUCUUUUUUCUAUUUACAUAAUUCAUAUUUUUAAAAGCUUACUAUGAAGUUUUCUAUUAUGUACAAAAUGUCUUCAAAUAGGAUUAAAUUUAUACACACACAUGUAUUAUAUGUGAAAUUAUAAAAAAUGUACUGUUAGGUAUAAAAAAAAGGCGGAAGGCGUGUUUUAAUUUAUAAGCAAAUUAAUUUUACAUAAAUCUAAGUGCGAUUCGGAAGAUUUCUUCUAAUAUAUUAAAAUAUAAGCUGGACGAAAUUUUAUGUAAUUGUGCCUUACUGUAUAGAAGAAAUUUUCGAAUUUUGUAAAACAAAAUUAAUGAAUUUAAAAAAAUUUUUUAAAAAUAUUUAAAAAAUUAUAUUUAAAGAAUGAAUUUUAAAAAGUAUUUAAAAAAAUGAAGUUUUAAAAUUGUUACAAGAAGUUAAAAAUUAAUACAUAAAUAUAUGUAUGUAAAUUGAAAAUUGUCGGAACAUUUGAAAAAUUGUGGAACUUUGUUUAAAUUUACAUUAUGAUGAUUUUCGUUUCUUUAAAAGUGUGUGUACAUUGUUAUAUAUUUAUAAAAAAAAAGAUAGCAUUUGAAAAAGAUUACGCACGCAUAUAGUUGACCUGAACCUUUAUGAAUAUGCAUUUAUUCACUUUUUUUUUACUUUGACAUGUUUAAUUUAUUGAUGAGUUCACACAAUUAGAUGAUUGUGAUAAUUUUUCGUCUAUGAAAAUAAAAGCGAAAAGUAGAAAAAUUUUCUGAA